AUGGCAUCAGAGACAGUCUAUAAAGUGGGAGAUGGGGAAGAGGCCAUCAUGAAGAAAGAAAACCUCAAUGUCAUAAAUGUACUUGAUCAAAUGCCAAAGCCUUUUCCAAACCCCAAGUCUAUGAACCGGACAGUCACUAGCAAAGGACUCCCACUUUCCUCAAAAGGCAGUUUGGUUAAUUUCUUGGAGGACAACACCAUCAACUUACCGAAGCCGACACCAGUGGAGGAUUCCGAAUGCAGCUCUGAUGACACCAGCAUCUCCCCGCUCUCAUCCACCUUGCUGAACCCCAUCAAAUUGGCCGUCACCCAGCCCAACAGCAGUUUCUUUGCAGGAAUAUUGGAGGGGGAGCUGAACAGACUCAGUUUUUCCUCAAUAGUCAAGGCCACAGAGAAGGGGGACCUGACCAUCUGUACCCGCCAAUCUAAGUCCCACAUGACUCCCAGGGACCUACUGGACCUUGACAACCCUGAGCUGGAUACAGACACCUCCUCAACACACUCAGAAUCCUCUGUGGUUGUGGACUUGCCAGAGGCCCCCUUCAUCUGCGAACACACCGUCAGCGAGUCCACGGCAGUGAUCUCCUGGACAUAUGCCUUGGGCAAGCAGCAGGUCAGUUUCUACCAGGUCCUGUUGCAGGAAGUGCCCAAGGAAAGCGAAGAUGAGCUGCCCAAGGCAAAGAAUCGUCCCUGGAUCUUCAACAAGAUCAUGGGCACCACUGUCAAGCUGAUGGAGCUGAAGUCUAACACAUGUUACUGCCUCACUGUCCGAGCAGCAAACACAGCAGGGGUGGGGAAGUGGUGCAAGCCCUACAAAUUUGCAACCUUGGCCACUGACUUCAACAGCUUUCCUGAGAACAACCCCAUCCAGAUCACCGUGCAACGCAAGGAACCCCAGCGGAGAACCGUGUCCAUGGGGCUGGAGGAGAUGCGGAGGCUGGAAGAUCUGGAGUACUUAUUUCCCUAUUAA
Otolemur garnettii (small-eared galago) is the source of this 969-nucleotide messenger RNA. It is a transcript of the gene FNDC8, whose product is annotated as fibronectin type III domain containing 8. The coding region runs from base 1 to 969 and encodes 322 amino acids. Gene Ontology annotation, cellular component: nucleus. Gene Ontology annotation, molecular function: protein binding. The record is from RefSeq and is a predicted model, not a curated record. NCBI's taxonomy places the organism in Eukaryota, Metazoa, Chordata, Mammalia, Primates, Galagidae. The transcript has 4 exons.